Molecule: messenger RNA, 2478 nt
Organism: Pieris napi
Lineage: Eukaryota; Metazoa; Arthropoda; Insecta; Lepidoptera; Pieridae
Product: cytochrome P450 6B4-like
Exons: 2
Coding region: 756-2291 (511 amino acids)
Molecular function (GO): iron ion binding; monooxygenase activity; oxidoreductase activity, acting on paired donors, with incorporation or reduction of molecular oxygen
Source: RefSeq, a predicted model, not a curated record
UCCCACUUUACAUUAAAACAGUCGUGGAUGUUGACGAUCGCCCCAGAGUCUGGAAAUGCAGCCGAGAGAUUCAGUCGUGUUACCUAUAUAUAUACUGUCAGGCUACGGUCAUCCCCAGACCUCUCCCUCAAUCGCUCAGCUGCCUCCUUCUGCAGCAUUACAUGCUCACAGAAGGUGACUAUUGCACUCCAGGCUGCCUCAUAGCCUCCCUAGCCUGCCUCCCUAGCAUAGCUAAUAUAAUACCCGGUAAAGAGAGGUCCGCCCCUAUGACCGAUACCAGUUCAUGACGCUCCCUUGUCCAGGUGACACACUCAGACACAGUAUGCUCCGCCGUGUCAUUUGGAGCGCCGCAGUGGUGACACAACGGAUGCACCUCCCUUCUAGGCACCUUAUACAGAUACCGCCCAAAGUAUCCAUGGCCAGACAGUACCUGCGAAAGCCGAAACGUCACAGCACCCCAACGCCUAGUCAGCCAGUUUACUAAAUGUUGUAAGAAACAAUACGGCUGAAUAUCUUUCAGGCCGCUAGUUAAACGGCGCCGUUUAUUUAAAAGGCUAGGCUGUUAAUUGAACGGCCAAUUAAGCUAGUUGGCGGCGACAUCAACACAAUCAUGUUCAUGAUUAGGAACCUAAUCUUGGGUUUAUCGGUUACGUAAAACAUAGAUCAGUGAUCAGAUUAUUGACAUGAGUGUGAUAAGAAUGUAAUGAUAUUUUAUAUAAAAGGGUGCUAUCAUAUCCAUUUCACAUAGGAAAAAAAUGGCAGUAACGGCAGUACUUCUAGCAUUUCUCGGUGUAUUAUUAUCAAUACUUUAUUAUUGGUCACAAUAUAAAUUCGAUUAUUGGAAGAAACGAAAUGUACCGCAUCUUCAACCAACUCCGCUGUUUGGGAAUUACAAAGAAUACAUACUACUGAAGAAGUUUCUCACGGAAGUCGUUAAUGGAAUAUGCGAAAAAUUCCCAAAAGAACCAUACAUUGGUGCGUUCGUGGGAACAGAACCAGCGUUAAUUGUUAAAGAUCCAGACUACAUAAAAUUAAUCCUAACAAAAGACUUCUACUAUUUCAACAGCCGAGAAAUUGCCGAGCACUCACAUAAAGAAGUCGUAGGUAGAAAUAUAUUCUUUACUAGUGGCGAUAAUUGGAAGAUAUUACGGCAAAACGUAACUCCCCUAUUUUCUUCAGCGAAAAUGAAGAAAAUGUUCUACCUCAUAGAGGAAUGCUCAGAUAACCUUGAUAAAGUCUUAUUCGAUUUAAGCAAAAAGCCUAGCGUCGAGGUUAGAGCUUUAAUGUCAAGGUUUACAAUAGACUGUAUUGGAUCCUGUACUUUUGGCGUCGAAACGAAGGCAAUGAAACUUGACGAAAGUAACAACCCAUUCGUGGAAAUAGGUCGCAAGAUUUUUGGGACUUCUAACGUCAGAGGUAUUAAAGCUAUCAGCCGACUUAUCUGGCCUUCAAUUUUCUACAAUUUAGGUUUCAAAGCCUUUCCAUUAGAGGUUUCAGAAUUUUUCGGCAAACUUCUCGAAAAUGUAUUUGAACAGCGUCAAUAUAAGAAUUCAGGCCGACACGACUUUGUAGAUUUAGUUUUGGGUCUGAAGGCUGAAAAAUUUUUAACGGGUGACAGUAUCAGUAACUUAAAGGGUGAAAAGAAGAAAACAACACUGGAAGUCAAUCAUGAUCUAUUAUCUUCCCAGUGUGUAUUGUUCUUCGCAGCUGGGUUUGAAACAUCAGCUACCACACUGAGUUUUAUACUUUUUGAAAUGGCAAAGAAUCCAGAAAUACAAAAACGAGUGUUAGAUGAAGUAGACCAUUAUUUUUCGAAGAACAAUAAAAUAUCGUACGAAUGUGUUAGUGAGACGCCUCUCCUGGACGCCUGCAUCAAUGAAACAUUAAGGCUGUAUCCCGUACUUGGUGUUUUGACAAGAGAACUUGUUGAAGAUUACAAACUACCUUCUGGAGUGCUUUUAAAUAAAGGAGUGCGUAUACAUAUACCAGUUCAGCAUAUACAACGGAAUCCGGAAUAUUUCCCUGAUCCAGAUGUCUUCAGGCCUGAAAGGUUUAUGGGCAAUGAAAAAGAAAAUAUCAAACCAUUCACCUAUAUGCCGUUUGGAGAUGGUCCUAGAACAUGUAUUGGAAUGAGAUUCGCCAAGAUGCAAAUGACAGCAGGCCUCCUCACGAUCCUGAGAAAAGUUCGAGUUGAACUGGCACCUGACACCCGUAUGACAGUGGAAUUAGAACCACGCUCUCUGACCACUCAACCUAAGCAUGGAAUAAAUUUGAAAUUCGUACCAAGAUAAAUAUUAGGCUGAUUUCAUCGCCUUAUGUUUUUAGAAAUAUAACAAUAAGUAUUAAUGUGGUGUACAUGAUUUAUUGUAAAUUAUUUUGUCAUUUUCGCUUUAAAUAUCAUUUCGUUGUGUUUAAUAUAACCAUUUUCCAUUCGUUAACACUGUGAUUAUUAUUUUAGUAUAAUAAAUGUAAAGAAUA